Messenger RNA from Callorhinchus milii (elephant shark), 5249 nucleotides. RefSeq names its product multiple epidermal growth factor-like domains protein 6. The record is from RefSeq and is a predicted model, not a curated record. Gene Ontology annotation, molecular function: calcium ion binding; protein binding. Lineage: Eukaryota; Metazoa; Chordata; Chondrichthyes; Chimaeriformes; Callorhinchidae.
GGGGGCCGCGGAGGGAAUUAAUUCAUGGUUUGUGUUCCGAGGGCCACCGCCCAGUAUACAGUACAGCAAAACCCAGUCUCUUCAUGUUCUCCCACUGGAUGGCGGUGCAUUCCUGAGCGAAGGAACGAACGGCAAAUUAACUUCGCGUUUAUUGGGAAACCAGAGGAAGGAGGUGCAGAGAGAAAGAGAGAGAGAAAGAGAGAGAAAGGAGGUUAUUUCUCCUCCUUUUGAAGCAGAAAUAAAGAAGAGGGAGAGAGAGAGAGAGAGAGAAAUCCUACACACAUUCCUUCCUGGAAGCUGUGUGGCUUAUUGGAUGCUUGUCGGUUUCAGUGGGGACUUUGCUCUGUUCAGCAGCUGAUGGUAUAUUUUAGGGGAACUUCUGCAAUUUCGAAAGAGCCACACAAGAGUCGAGAAAUAAGAAACUUGCACAGAGGAAACCAGACCAGGAAUCCAAAAGACAUGGCUUCACAAGUGUCACUGGUGCUCCUGUUUUGCACAAUCCCAGCUUUUAACUCUGCAAACCUCCAGCCUUACAUGCCCAAUGUUUGUGCCGAGAAGGAGAUGAUGAUGGUUGGGCACAGGCAGCCAUGUAUCCAGGCCUUCACUCGGAUGGUCAAAGUGUGGAAACAAGGCUGUCGAGGUCAGAUGUCAUGCAUAGGGUAUGAAAGAAGAACCGCCUAUUACACUGCCCAUAGGCAAGUCUACAGCAUGGAACUUCAGAUGGUAUCCAAAUGUUGCUCCGGGUGGAUGCAGCUCAACAAUGAACCUGGAUGCUUGUACCCUGUCUGCAGUUAUGGAGUUUGCUUCAACGGCGGAAAGUGUGCCGAGGGGGGGUCGGAGCUGUGCCACUGCCCCGAGGGCUUCCAGGGGCCUCGCUGCCAAUAUGAUGUGAACGAGUGUGAGGAGAGCAAUGGCGGGUGCCAGGGGAUUUGCUGUAACACGAUCGGCAGCUUCUACUGCAAGUGUCUGAGUGGUCAGAAGCUGAGUGCUGACGGGACUUGCAAAGAUGUGGACGAGUGUCUGGAUCACAAUGGAGGGUGCCAGCAGACGUGCAUCAAUACGGAAAGAUCGCAUUACUGCGAGUGUGACCCGGGUUACCGCCUUCAUACUGACGGGCGCACCUGUAUCACCGUCAACUCAUGUAAGGUCAGCAACGGAGGCUGUGAGCACGACUGCGUCCAGCUCUCGACGGCACAUUACCAGUGCCGGUGUCGGCAGAACUACCAUCUCAAACAGGACGGAAAACACUGCGAGCUCAAGGAUCCGUGCGCGGACAGGAACGGAGGCUGCGCUCACAAGUGCCACAACAGCCAAGGUGUCGCCCGGUGCCAGUGUCGACCUGGUUACUUGUUGGCCGUCGACGGCAAAGGAUGUGAAGACGUCGACGAGUGUGGCGUGGGGCUGGCCGGAUGCUCGCACGGGUGUCAGAAUGCCCGGGGCUCGUUCGUCUGCGUGUGCAACCAGGGCUACGAGCUGGGAGCAGACGGGCGUCAAUGUUACAGGAUCGAGAUGGAGAUCGUCAACAGCUGCGAGAUCAACAACGGAGGCUGCUCUCACCACUGCCGGCACAGCAGUGGGGGGCCCCUCUGCAGCUGUAACCAAGGCUUCCACCUGGACAUGGACCAGAAGACGUGUGUGGACCUGGACGAGUGCAACGCUGGUGUGAACUGCUGUGAGCAGGACUGUUUCAAUACCCCCGGAGGCUUUGAGUGCGGCUGCUACGCGGGCUAUCGGCUCAGUCCGGAGGGCUGCAGAUGUGAAGAUGUUGACGAGUGCGAGCUGGAAACCGCUGGCUGUGAGCACGACUGCCACAACACAGACGGCUCCUACCUGUGCAUCUGCAACAUCGGCUACAAGUUGGACGAGAAUCGCAAGGACUGCGUCUCCCUGGACGACCUGGUGGAAGCUCUGAAUGGCCGUCCCGGUUUCCCGGGGUCAUUCCCCGCGGUGACCUUCUAUCACGGGGAGCAGCUGACACAACUCUUCGACGACGACCCACAGGAAGAAGACGGAGAGGCUCGCGGGGAGCACACGCUGUCAGAGACCUUCGUGUGUCUGGACAACACUUUCGGCAGCGAUUGCAGCUUAACCUGCGAUGACUGUGUGAACGGCGGAAGCUGUGGUGAAGCCCGGGAUGGGUGUGAGUGCCCGGAGGGAUGGACUGGAGUCCUGUGCAACCAGACCUGUCCGGAGGGAACGUUCGGCAAAAACUGCAGCUUCGUGUGCAAGUGCAGGAACGGAGCCACGUGCGAGGCUGUGAGCGGACGGUGUCGCUGCCCAGUGGGGGUGAGCGGGGAGAUGUGCGAGGACGGCUGCCCCAAGGGAUUGUACGGCAAGAGUUGCAACAAGAAGUGCAACUGCGCCAACAAUGGGCGAUGCCACAGGAUCUAUGGCGCUUGCCUGUGUGACCCGGGACUGUACGGGCGCUUCUGUCAUUUAUCUUGUCCGAAGUGGACGUACGGGCCGGGCUGCUCCAGCGAGUGCCGGUGUGACCAGCGAAACACGCAGGAGUGUAACCGGAGGGAUGGGGCUUGCGUGUGCAAGCCCGGUUACCGGGGCGCCACAUGCAACACAACCUGCGACCCCGGCCACUAUGGAGUCGAAUGCGGAAGCGUGUGCGGCUGCCAGGACGGAGUCCCGUGUGACCCAGUGAGCGGGGAGUGCCGGAGGCUGUGUCCCGCCGGAUACCACGGGAGGAACUGCAGCCGAGAAUGCCUCGACCAGAGGUUCGGAGUGAACUGCCAGCAGGUGUGCGACUGCGGAGGGGCCUCGUGUGAUCACGUGUCAGGCAGCUGUGUCUGCCCAGCGGGUAGAAUGGGGCUCAGCUGCGAGAAAGAUUGCCCGGAAGGCCGCUGGGGCGUGGGUUGCCAAGGGAUCUGCUCCGUCUGCGAGAACGGAGGCCGGUGCGAGAAGGAGACCGGGGUGUGCGUCUGUCGCUCCGGUUUCAUGGGGAAGCAAUGCCAGAGCGUCUGCCCCACUGGGCGCUACGGUCAGGGCUGCCAGAUGCGAUGUGCGUGCGAGAACGACGGGCAGUGUGAUGCGGAGAGCGGGCGCUGUGAGUGCCCCCCGGGCUGGACCGGCUACAACUGCAGGAGAGGCUGCGAUGCCGGGCGCUGGGGCCAGGACUGUGCCAACACGUGCGACUGCAGGAACAGUGACGGGAGCUGCCACACUGUGACGGGAGAGUGCGUGUGUGAGGCUGGCUUCACCGGUCCGCGCUGCGGCCAGAAGUGUGCGGACGGGGUGUACGGGCGAGGCUGCAGCCACCGUUGCCGAUGUGAGAACGGAGCUCUGUGUGACCACGUCAGUGGAGCGUGUAACUGCACACCGGGUUGGCUCGGCACCUUCUGCGAACGGCCAUGUCCCAAUGGAUUUUACGGGCUGGAAUGUCGGAGAGGGUGCGGCUGCCGCAAUGGUGCUCUCUGUCACCACGUGGCCGGGACCUGCUCGUGCCGGGCGGGCUGGCUCGGGCGCAGCUGCGAUCAGCCUUGCCAGGAAGGAUGGUUUGGAGAGGAGUGCGGGCAGCCGUGCAACUGCAGCAACGGCGCCACGUGUGAUCACGCGAGCGGGCAGUGCGUCUGUGCCCCCGGCUGGACAGGAGCCGCGUGUCGGAGAGCGUGCCCGACUGGCUUUUACGGGGUUAACUGCAUGCAGCGCUGCAUCUGCCAGAACGGCGGCACGUGUGACCACGCCAGUGGCGAGUGCACGUGUCCGGGAGGAUGGACGGGGCUCGCGUGUGAACUGGAGUGCAGCCCGGGGAGGUUUGGCUCAGAGUGCCGGCAAAUGUGCAGGUGUCGGAACGGGGGUGCGUGCGACCGGCAGAGCGGGCUCUGCGCUUGCCGGGCCGGUUGGACCGGCCGCCGCUGCGAAACACCUUGCGAAGACGGCACCUUCGGAGACGCUUGCGGGGAGACGUGCGACUGCGAGCACGGGGGCUCUUGCGACCGAGUGACGGGGGUCUGCCUCUGCCCCAGAGGGUGGCGAGGGAGCCGGUGCCACAGAGCCUGUUUACCCGACUACUACGGCGACGGCUGCUUGCGACGGUGCAACUGCUCUCCGGGGACCCCCUGCAAUCACGUGACGGGCGAGUGCGGCUGCCCCCCAGGCCGGGCGGGGAACGGCUGUGAGCAGAGCUGUCUGCCCGGGACCUACGGGCAGAACUGUAACCAGGUGUGCCAGUGCUCCGCUGAGAACCAGCUGUGCCACCCGGUCACGGGGGAGUGCGUCUGCGCACCCGGUUACCACGGGGACAGCUGUAACCUGAGAUGCCCGGACGGGAAGUACGGCUCGAGCUGCGCGCGGGAAUGCCGGUGCCUGAACGCAGGCCGGUGCCGGGGCUCGGACGGAACGUGCGAGUGUCCGCCGGACGUCGGAGCCACGUGUAACCAGACCUGUCCGGCCGGCCGCUACGGGAAGGACUGCGCCCUGGUGUGUUCCUGCGGCGAAGGGUCGACCUGCGAUCAUGUGUCCGGAAGGUGCAGCUGCUCUCCGGGGAGAGUUGGGUCCCAGUGCCAACACGCGUGUCCGAAAGGCAGGUACGGAGCGGGAUGUCAGAGCAAGUGCGAGUGCAGGAAUGGGGCUUUGUGCCAUCCCGCGGACGGCUCUUGCUCCUGUGGGCCGGGCUGGACCGGGCCCCUGUGCCAACAAGAAUGUCCUCCCGGGAAGUACGGGGCAGACUGCCGGGAAGAGUGUGAGUGUCAGCACAACGGAACGUGCGAUCGUGUGACCGGCUGCUGCCGGUGCCCGGAGGGUUACUACGGACCCGCCUGUCAACACGUUUGCUCCCCCGGGUGGCACGGGAUCAGGUGCCAGCAGCCGUGCGACUGUAGGAACGCAGCCACCUGCCACCCCGUGACGGGGCAGUGCCUGUGCGCCCCGGGCUACCACGGCGACCGCUGCGAGACAGUGUGUGCGCGGGGCCGCUACGGAGCGCGGUGCGAGAGGGCGUGUGACUGCGAGGGCGAAGCCCCGUGCCAGCCCGGCAACGGGACCUGUCUGUGCCCUCCCGGGAGAGGCGGCAGCAGAUGCGACGUCGAGUGCGCUGGGAGCCGCUACGGGCCGGGCUGCUCGCUGUCCUGUGAAUGUGCCCCCGGUGCCCAGUGCAGCCCCCAGAGCGGCCGCUGCCACUGUGUCAACGGGCGCCUCGGACCCACCUGCCGGGAGGGUGGACCUGGCCACUCUCAGCAGCACUUCCCGCGAGGCAACAUUCCCGCGAGUUUAUAGACUCUUUUCCCCCCCCCCCCACCCAC